GGAGACGCGAACGACGAGGUAAAUGAAGCAGGCUCACCUCGCGGAGGCAUAAGGAUUUUGUUGCAUCACGCGGGGUGAUAAUGGACCUGCCCCAAGCGCCGCAGAUUGUAGUGAGCAGGACAGAUGGCCAGGAGGAAACGGACUGCGCAGGAGGCGUAGAUUUUCCCACGGAUGAUCAUCUAAUGACUUUGAAGGCCUUGACAGAGAAACUGAGACUCGAGACCAGGAGGCCUUCGUACCUGGAGUGGAAAGCCCGGCUGGAAGCCGAGCGCUUCAGCAAGGCAGGAAGUGGACAGGAGCCCGGCCAGGUGGCGCCCGACGGCAAACAAGCCGCUGCCAAAGAGAGUGAAGUGAACUCAGACGUGAAUCGGUGCAGCCUGCCGUCAGGUGCGUCGAAGAAGUUCAGCAGCAUCGACGAAGCUCUCGUCUGGCUCCGAAGGGAACUGACAGACAUGCGACUGCAGGACCAGCAGCUUGCGCGGCAGCUCAUGCGGCUGCGCAGCGACAUCAACAAGCUGAAGAUCGAGCAGACGUGCCACCUGCACCGCCGCAUGCUCAACGACGCCACCUUCGGCCUGGAGGAGCGGGACGAGCUGUCGGACCUGCUGUGCGAAUGCCCCGUCACGCCCGGCCUCGGCCUCUCGGCGCCGCUGAGACUCAUCGGCGUCACCAAGAUGAACAUUAACUCGCGCCGUUUUUCUCUCUGCUGAUUGCUGUGCUUCACUUUCCGGUUUUAGAUAUUUAGGUUACUGUGACACGAAUGAGUAGUUGUGGGUUUUAGACUAAAGUAUUUUCAAGAACGUCAUUGUUCUCUAAUUAAAAUUAUAUAGUCAUACUGCUACUGAAUACCUAAAGUGGUUCUGUAUGUGUUCUUCAAAUCAGCCCAAGAUUGAGCAAAUGCAUAAUUAAAUAUCAGUGUAUGUAACUAUUCAAAAAUUGGUUUAAAUGGAAUCCUGUAUGUCUAUUUCAGUUUGACGCAGCAAGCAGUCAUGUCAAAGUAUCGUUCAUUAUCUGUAUAACCAUUUCAGAUUCCACUGCCUGAGACAAAAACAUGGUUCAGUUUAAUGGAUAAACAUUGAAGUAGGAUGUUUAGAACUCUGUAGGCGGGCGGCGGUCUUGUUAUGGCCCGGCAUGAUUUGCUGGAGUUGCAUUUAUAAUUGGAGAGACCACUGCAGGCAGUGGGUUUACUUUGUUCCACUGCUAACAUGCGAGUUGUACUCACAAAAGAACUCACUGAGCGCUCACUCUAUAAAAUCACCUGAAGUUCAGCAAAAAACUGACUGGGUGAAACCUGAUAUUCACUGUAAGUGCUUCUAUGUUCCUACAGAUGUAGGCCACUGGAAAUAAAUCAUCCUUCAAAAGA
Messenger RNA from Salarias fasciatus (jewelled blenny), 1363 nucleotides. Its product is annotated as protein FAM167A-like. NCBI's taxonomy places the organism in Eukaryota, Metazoa, Chordata, Actinopteri, Blenniiformes, Blenniidae. The transcript has 3 exons. The coding region runs from base 81 to 710 and encodes 209 amino acids. The record is from RefSeq and is a predicted model, not a curated record.